Cetraspora pellucida is the source of this 285-nucleotide messenger RNA. Lineage: Eukaryota; Fungi; Glomeromycota; Glomeromycetes; Diversisporales; Gigasporaceae. The record is from the annotation of a GenBank genome assembly.
AUCCCAAUAAUAGCUAUUGGUGCUGCUUACGGAACUGCAAAAGCUGGAAUUGGAAUCGCGGGUGCUGGAACUUUUAGACCUGAACUUAAUAUGAAGGUAAUUUUUAUUUAUUCAUCACUUCUACCUGUGGUUAUGAUUGGUACUAUUGCUGUUUAUAGACUUGUUAUAUCUGUUUUAAUAUGUGGACCAAUGGACCCAAAUAAACAAUAUUCAUUAUUUACUGGCUUUAUUCACCUUGGUUCAGGUUUUACAGUAGACCUUGCAGGUUUAGGCACCUCCAAAUAA